Molecule: messenger RNA, 1089 nt
Organism: Pecten maximus
Lineage: Eukaryota; Metazoa; Mollusca; Bivalvia; Pectinida; Pectinidae
Exons: 4
Coding region: 92-685 (197 amino acids)
Source: RefSeq, a predicted model, not a curated record
CAUAACGUUGGAGAAACUUCUCCCCUUUGUCUACCGUCCCGUUCUUGCUAUAAGUUAUGUGAUCGACGACAUCUCGAAGACAGCUGGAGGAAUGGUAUCUCUACUUGGGAACCUGGGAGGCAGCUUUCUCAGAGACCUUGGUAAUCUCGCUGGAAGUGUCGGUAGCUGUCUUCUCCAGGUAUCACUGGCGAAAUUCCACGUUGUCGGAAACGGUCUUCUCUCUUUAGGUACAGGAUUUGAACACGCUGCCACCUCCUUGUUACACGGCGCAGGCUCGGUACUUGAUAUUCUCGGUACAGGAACGGGGAGUUUGCUGAAUUCUUUUGGACAAGGAGCCGGAAAUACCUUAAACCAACUCGGACAUGAAGCUGGAAGUGUCUUUAACCAACUCGCACAAGGAGCCGGAAAUGUCCUAAACCAGCUAGGACAAGGAGCCGGAAGUACAAUAGACCAACUCGGACAGGGAGCCGGACAUGUCCUAAACCAGCUAGGACAUGGAGCCGGAAGUACAAUAGACCAACUCGGACAGGGAGCGUCCUCGUCUCUGACAGGACUAGUGAGUGGAGUUGGAUCUCUCGGUUCAGGACUUCUGAAUGGACUUGGACAUCUAACAUCUGGAGCAACUGACCUCAUCAACCAUGUGUUUGGCCGAGGAGUAAGCCACAGUCCUUUCUGUCUGUGGUAGUCGAUGUCCUAGCUGUGACCGAUUGAACAUUUCUAAAUAUACUGACCAUGACAUCAUAGUAUCAGUAUGUGGUAACGACAUGGUGGAAAACCAGGCCGUGUCUAUGGAAAACAUCGCAAAGCUGGAAGAGCUGUAUAACGUCACAGUGACGUCAUCUAUAAUCAACACGGUUCAGUUUGAUCCGACGACUAUCCAAACGUCCGAUGGUGUCUCCUUCAGCUCCGCUUUUGUGACAUUGUCAAUCUCAGACAAGAUGAUACUGACCUCCAUACCGUCCGGUCUACACCUGUCCGACCUAAAAUCCACUGCCCAUCAAAUCGUACAGGAGUUGUGGACCAAGGCCGAACUGCCCUAAUGUUUCCCGAAAUAAAUCCGAAUAAAAUAGUAACAAAAAGCUCUCCUAA